ACUUCCUCUUGCGGUGAUUUGGAGACUGCGCAUCUGGAUUUCUUAAACAUACAAAGGAAUUGCUGGAGCAAGCAAAAGCAGAGAGAGUCCUGAGGAAAGUUAAGAUGUGUUGAUAAGCAGCUGAUGGGACCUUGCAACUCAAGACACUGACCGUGCCAAGCUCUUUACGAAGACAGGGCUUCAGGGAAAUAAUACGAAUCGAAGCAAAAUGAAGAUGCACAUCUCCUUCGGCUUUGCUGGUUGCAUGCUUAAAAUCCUGUCGAUCCACAUCUCCAUUUUUCACCCAGCCUCAGCCCCACCACCACCAACCUCGAGGCUUUCAGAAGACAUACCAGGCAGAGAACUGAUCCCAUCACCCAUCAUAAAAUUUCCAGGGGACAUUUCUCCAAAAACUGACAAAGAACUGGCAUUGCAAUACCUCAACAAGUAUUAUGGGUGCCCAAAAGACAACUGCAACCUCAUGGUGCUGAAAGAUACCUUGAAGAAAAUGCAGAAAUUCUUUGGGCUUCCUGAAACUGGAGAACUGGACCAAAACACCAUAGAUACAAUGAAGAAGCCCCGUUGUGGCAAUCCGGAUGUGGCCAAUUAUAAUUUCUUCCCGAGAAAACCAAAAUGGGAGAAAAAUCUCGUCACAUACAGGAUUUUAGGCUACACCCCAGAUCUGGACUCAGAAACUGUGGAUGAUGCUUUUGCCCGAGCCUUUAAAGUCUGGAGUGAUGUCACACCAUUGGAGUUUUCCCGAAUUCAUGAUGGUGAAGCAGAUAUCAUGAUCAAUUUUGGACGAUGGGAGCAUGGUGAUGGGUAUCCUUUUGAUGGCAAGGAUGGUCUCCUGGCUCACGCCUUUGCCCCUGGACCCGGGGUUGGUGGGGACUCCCAUUUUGACGAUGAUGAGCUUUGGACUUUGGGUGAAGGACAAGUUGUUAGAGUGAAAUACGGCAAUGCAGAUGGGGAAUUCUGCAAAUUCCCAUUCCUGUUCAAUGACAAAGAAUAUAACAGCUGCACAGACGCAGGUCGGAGUGAUGGAUUCCUUUGGUGUUCGACAACAUACAACUUUGAUGCGGAUGGCAAAUACGGAUUCUGUCCCCAUGAAUUGCUAUUCACAAUGGCUGGAAAUGGUGAUGGGCAGCCGUGCAAGUUCCCCUUCAAAUUUCAAGGCAGCACCUAUGAUAGCUGUACCACGGAAGGAAGAACAGAUGGAUACAGAUGGUGUGGGACCACUGAAGAUUAUGACCGAGAUAAGAAAUUUGGAUUUUGUCCAGAGACAGCAAUGUCAACGGUUGGUGGAAACUCUGAAGGAGCACCCUGUGUUUUUCCUUUCAUAUUCCUUGGGAAUAAGUACGAGUCCUGUACCAGCUCUGGGCGUCAGGAUGGGAAGAUGUGGUGCUCCUCAACUAGCAACUAUGACGAAGACCGCAAGUGGGGAUUUUGUCCAGAUCAAGGCUACAGCCUUUUCCUGGUUGCUGCUCAUGAAUUUGGUCAUGCCAUGGGACUAGAGCAUUCUGAAGAUCCUGGAGCACUCAUGGCCCCCAUCUAUACCUACACCAAGAACUUUCGGCUUUCCCAGGAUGACAUCACGGGAAUUCAGGAACUUUAUGGAGGCUCUACUGAUGUUGGUCCAGGCCCAAGUCCAACACUUGGGCCAGUUACCCCUGAACUAUGCAACCAAGACAUUGUAUUUGAUGCUGUUGCUCAACUCAGAGGGGAAAUCUUCUACUUCAAAGACCGAUUCAUCUGGAGGACGGCAAACCAGCGAAACAGGCCAAGUGGUCCUUUGCUGAUUGCUACGUUCUGGCCAGAGCUCCCAGAAAAAAUUGACGCUGUCUACGAGGCCCCUCAAGAAGAGAAAUCAGUCUUUUUUUCAGGAAAUGAAUACUGGGUUUAUUCAGGCUACAACUUGGAAAGAGGUUAUCCAAAGAGACUCACCAGUCUGGGUUUACCUCCUGACGUGCAACAUGUCAAUGCAGCUUUUAGUUGGAGCAAAAACAAGAAGACCUACAUUUUUGCAGGGGACAAAUUUUGGAGGUACAAUGAAGUAAAGAAGAAAAUGGACCCUGGCUUCCCUAAAUUAAUUGCAGAUGCUUGGAAUGGUGUUCCAGACAACCUAGAUGCUGUGUUUGAUGUGAGCGGAAGUGGCCACAGCUAUUUCUUCAAGGACUGGUAUUAUCUCAAAAUGGAAGACCAGAGUCUAAAGAUUGUUAAAGUUGGCAAUGUGAAAUCUGAUUGGCUGGGUUGCUAAGCAGCAUGUCGUCUUAAUAAUGUCAACUACAGCAAAAUCUACACUUUUUUGUUUUUGUUUUGUAAAAGUCUUAUGUCUUACCUGCAAUUAGAGAUAGAUCUGUAUGCUAAUUCAUGGGCCAGUCUGGUACUGGCACCAAGUCACUAAGUACCACUAUUUGACAGAACUUAUUAUUAUUAUUAUUAAAUCAUUCUGUUUAAGCAUAUGUACUUAGAAGCAAGUUCCAUAAAAUGCAUGGAAUUUUCUUUUAAGUAAAUGCAUUUAGAAUUGGGGCACAGUAGGUCUUUGUUUCUUCCUCUCUUCAUUCAUUAAUUUAAGACUUUUGCAACUUUUUGGCAUGCAGCAAGUUAUGUUUACUUAUGUAGCCUGAUACUUGCUACAUUUUUCUGUGUGUGCAGAUUGGUGCUAAGGACAGAACAGCAAACUCUGAAGGAAUUCUCACCUGGGCAGAGAUCAGAUGUUUGAAUGUGCCUGCAUAUAAAUAAAUGAAUCCUGCUGUACAUUGAAAGCUAGCAUUGCAAGGAGAAAGCUAAGGUCAAACAUUCUUCCUGACAUGCUAGAUUUCCAAGUGCAUGGAGGUUUGUUUACUUAUAUGGGAGAACAUACAAACACUUGACCUCACAGCUGCAGUCUGAAGUGGUGCCAUCUAGCAACAGAUACUUCACAUGGAACUGCUGGUUAUGUAACUUAGUUCUUAGUCACUUGAUAGUCAAUGGAUUUCAACAUGUCUUGGUGAGGCCAUAGUAAUGUACACUACUGGAGCCAAAGUAAAAUUGUACUGUCUUUCAAAAUCCAGCUCCAUCCCCCCAAAAGAAAAUACUCAAGUUCUUGAAAUGGUUGUUUGCCAUUUAAAACAGAUCAGUGCACAAAUAUCCACCAAGAAGGGCCCUCAAAACUGUAACUUGGAUUUCAGAAUUAAAAUGUUGACACAUGGAUCCUUUCUGAGCUUUAAUGUGUGUUUUCUGUUUGGUUUUUAAACCCAGCUUCAGUUCAAGUUUGCCAAAGGGUUGAAUGCAAUAUUCUUUCUACUCAGAGUUGACCCAUUAAAAUAGAUGGACCUAAGGUAGUCAUGACCGUUAAUUUCAACAGGUCAACUCUGGGUUAGGACUAAUGUUGCGUCCAAGCCAUACUCACUGUCUGUUAAUAGUUCCACUCGUGUCAUUCCCUGGAAAACUUCAUUUUUUUCUUUACAUUCACAUUUUUUCACACACCAAAGUGGAAAGACUGACCAAGGGCACGGGAUGCCUAGGAAUUGGUUGGAACAUGAUGGGAUCAACAGGGACAAACUUGUAUGAAAAGUAUUGUUUUAAAGUACUUUUUACUGGAAUGCCUUUACCUUAAAUUAGCAAACUGCUUCUUGCACUUUCUUUCCUAUUACAACCUCCCCCUCCCUUUCUUUUUAUACUGUCAGAAUGGCUCAGAUAUUUGAAGUCGACGUCUUAUAUAGAAAUGCCAAGUUUGGACA
Zootoca vivipara (common lizard) is the source of this 3701-nucleotide messenger RNA. It is a transcript of the gene MMP2, whose product is annotated as matrix metallopeptidase 2. Gene Ontology annotation, cellular component: extracellular matrix. Gene Ontology annotation, molecular function: metalloendopeptidase activity; zinc ion binding. The record is from RefSeq and is a predicted model, not a curated record. Lineage: Eukaryota; Metazoa; Chordata; Lepidosauria; Squamata; Lacertidae. Gene Ontology annotation, biological process: collagen catabolic process; response to hypoxia; extracellular matrix organization.